Molecule: messenger RNA, 504 nt
Organism: Molossus molossus (Pallas's mastiff bat)
Lineage: Eukaryota; Metazoa; Chordata; Mammalia; Chiroptera; Molossidae
Gene: MPC1L
Product: mitochondrial pyruvate carrier 1 like
Exons: 1
Coding region: 1-504 (167 amino acids)
Biological process (GO): pyruvate import into mitochondria
Cellular component (GO): mitochondrial inner membrane
Source: RefSeq, a predicted model, not a curated record
AUGGCGGCGAUAGCGGCACUGUGGCGGAAGGCAAGGGACUACAUAAAGACCAAGGAGUUCCGGGAUUACAUAACCAGCACACACUUUUGGGGUCCUAUGGCCAACUGGGGCCUGCCCAUGGCAGCCUUCAGGGACAUGAAGGCGUCUCCGGAAAUCAUCAGCGGCCGCAUGACAACCGCGCUCAUCUUCUACUCGCUGGCUUUCAUGCGCUUCAGUUACCGCGUGCAGCCCCGAAACCUGCUGCUGAUGGCGUGUCAUGCCACCAACGUGACGGCGCAGAGUGUGCAGGCGAGCCGCUACCUAGCCUACCAUUACGGCGGGGGCGCUGGGGAGACCACUGCUGUGGCCGCCACCCAACCCGACACGGCCACCAUUCAACCUGAGACGGCCGCCACCCAACCUGAGACGGCCGCCACCCGACCUGACACGGCCACCACCCAACUUGACACGGACGACACGGACACCACGGCCUGCGUUUGCGACCCCAAUGAUUUCAGCUUCUAG